Centruroides sculpturatus (bark scorpion) is the source of this 518-nucleotide messenger RNA. RefSeq names its product cyclin-dependent kinase 2-associated protein 1-like. Bases 114 to 464 code for a protein of 116 amino acids. The record is from RefSeq and is a predicted model, not a curated record. NCBI's taxonomy places the organism in Eukaryota, Metazoa, Arthropoda, Arachnida, Scorpiones, Buthidae. The transcript has 2 exons. Gene Ontology annotation, cellular component: nucleus; cytoplasm.
AAAAAGGUUAUUUCCAGCAGGGUGCGCUUUAUCACUUGAGUAGAAGACGCGUCUUCAACGGUGAGGAGGGAAAUUGUUUAUUUGGAAUCAUGGAGUUAAUUAAUUAAAAAAUCAUGGACGAUGAUUGCCAUUCUCCCAAUCAGGCCACACUGGCGUUCAGUAAUCCCGGAACUCCUCGAAACGACCGGCUGAAUGACGACAUCAGCGGAAUGGUUUCCUCUUCCACUUUUGCAGCCGUGGGCCAGACCACCCAGGCAGCAGCAGCAGCCUAUGGUACCAUAAGACAGCAGCCACAGUCCAAGUACGCGCAGCUCCUGGGAGUCAUCGAGGAACUGGGCAAGGACAUUCGCCCGACCUAUGCAGGAAGCAAGAGUUCUGCAGAGAGGCUGAAGCGGGGCAUUGUGCAUGCCAGGAUUCUGGUCAGGGAGUGUCUGAUGGAGACGGAAAGAAAUGCCAGAACCUAAUUUAAUACUUGACACAGAAGAGAAUCACGAAUAAAAUUCUUUUUUUAGACUCUA